UUAAUUAGCAUUGUCGGUUUGUCGGGUUGUGACGUAGCAAACAAUUUGAACAAACCGAAUCUCCAUUACGCAAACAGUAAAUCUCACCUCUUUCAACCCCUCUCUCUCUCUCCUCUCGAACCCAUCGUAGGGUUUAGGGUUCAGACUACUGUCAGAGAACACUUCUUCAAAUCUAUACAAUCGUCGUCAAGAUGCAGCAGCAGCAGCAACAACCACCACAAUCGCAACCGCUAUCUCAACCUCCCACGGCUUCAUUUUCCCCCAAUGCAAUCACCACCGAGCAGAUUCAAAAGUGUCUUGAUGACAACAAAAAUUUGAUUAUGGCCAUAUUGGAAAACCAAAAUCUCGGGAAAUUCCAGGAGUGUGCUCAGUACCAAGCGGUUCUCCAAAAGAACCUAAUGUACUUGGCUGCAAUCGCCGAUGCCCAACCGCCAGCACCAGGACCACCAGCACCACAAACAUCAACUCCUCAGAUGCCACCAAAUUCAAUUCCUCAGCAGGCAAACAGUUAUAUGCAGCAGCAGCAGCAACAUCAGGCGGCUCAGCAGCAGGCUCAACAACAAGGUGGCGGUGUUCCAAAACUACCCUUCCAGCUUAACGCCCUGAGAACCCAAGACCAGCAGCAGCAACUACUCCAAUUUCAGCAGCAACAACAGCAACAGCUUCAGGCACAGAUGGGUCUGAGGGCGGGUGGUGGUGGUGGUGGACAGAACGGGAUGAUGGGCAUGCAUCAAGCAAUGCAGUCUGCGCUGGCGGGAAAUCCGAUUGGAAUGAAGCAGGAUGGGUCCGAGGCGGCCUCUGGCGGUGAUGGACAAGGAGGCAAAUCACGUUCUUGAGCUUCGUAUGCGUUUCUGUUGUAUCUUUUGAGUUUGGUCGAGUAGCGUAAACGGUUGGAAAACAAACAAAUGGCAUGUUUUUGUCCAUGUAUCUUUUCCAUCAAUCAAAAGAAGUGUCGUUUUAAAACAGGUAUUAUUAUCAA
Messenger RNA from Helianthus annuus (common sunflower), 979 nucleotides. Its product is annotated as GRF1-interacting factor 2. The record is from RefSeq and is a predicted model, not a curated record. Gene Ontology annotation, cellular component: nucleus. Gene Ontology annotation, molecular function: transcription coactivator activity. Lineage: Eukaryota; Viridiplantae; Streptophyta; Magnoliopsida; Asterales; Asteraceae. Bases 192 to 836 code for a protein of 214 amino acids. Gene Ontology annotation, biological process: positive regulation of transcription by RNA polymerase II; leaf development; cell population proliferation. The transcript is spliced from 4 exons.